AUGAGGAAGCCUGUUCCCGUUGCAGGUUCGCCGUCCACGACGCCGCUCUCGGCGGCUCCAACGUCAGCCCCGGCACCGGUCACGUCCCCGGCGGCAGAGCCCGAGGAGGACAGGGACUUGGUGCUGCCCAAGCUCCGCCUCCAGGUCCACGACCUCAGCCUCCCCGGCGCCUCGGCCGUCCUUCAGACAGUCUACAUAGACGACGUCAUGGCCUGCGCGGCCCGCAACGUCCUGAAGUGGCUGUACCCGUCCCCCUCGACCGCGACCGCCCCGGGGACCCGGUCCGUGACGCUCAUCGUGCGCGACAUGGACGGCGUGGCGUACACGACGGGGUCGGAGCUGGACGACGAUCACAAGGAGAUCCACCUGUCGGCGCGGUACAUCGCCGGCGUAAAGCCCCACUCGCGGCAGGGCGAGGAGAUCGCCGGCGUGGCCACGCACGAGAUGGUGCACUGCCUGCAGCACAACGGCCGGGGCACCGCCCCGGGCGGGUUGAUAGAGGGCGUAGCAGACUGGGUGCGGCUGCGGUGCGGGCUGGGCCCGCCUCACUGGAAGAGGGAUCCGUCGGCUGCGGGCCGCUGGGACGCAGGCUACCAGCAUACGGCCUACUUUCUCGACUACCUCGAGGACCGGUUCGAGGCGGGCACCGUGGCCAGGAUCAACGAGAAGUUACGUCUGUACCGAUACGACGAGGACAGAUUCUGGAUGGAGCUGGUGGGAAGACCUGUCAAGCUGCUGUGGGGGGAAUAUGUUGACGAUCUUCGGGGGGAUGCUGGUAGUAGUGACUAG
Molecule: messenger RNA, 789 nt
Organism: Geosmithia morbida
Lineage: Eukaryota; Fungi; Ascomycota; Sordariomycetes; Hypocreales; Bionectriaceae
Product: Peptidase of plants and bacteria
Exons: 1
Coding region: 1-789 (262 amino acids)
Source: RefSeq, a predicted model, not a curated record